AUGGCGUCACAACCAUCCGGUCCCCGGAGCUCGUCAGGUUCUGCCCAGUCUCAUGCGUCGCGGAGUGGAGUGCCCGGAAAACAAAUAUCACAAAUCGAAGCAAGUGUCACACAUCUCCUAGUCGCAACGAAACAACUGCUCGAGACCUUGACCCAGUGGUCGCGACGAUCCGCUACCGAAAACGAGGUAUCCGAUGUUUAUGUACGCUUGGGGUAUGAAUUCAACUUGGCUUGUCGCGCGUUUGGUGCCAUUGGUGUGGACACUUCAGAUCUCGGCCCUGUUCCUGAUUUACUGCGGACGAUACUGGAAGAUACCUUGAGUCAGGAUGCGUCGCCUCAGAGCCUGGAUAGAUACUUGCCACGCAUACGUGAUAUUAUAAUAAACCUUUUGCACGGCUUGAAAAAGAAACAAGCUCGAUUACGCUCGCGACAAACUCGAGAAGGGCUGCCACCGAGACAGAUCAGUUUUGGUAGUAUAGCCGGCAGCGAGGCUGGCCCGUCACAAUCUGAUGAAGCCACACCUUCGUCGCCGCAAAAGCGACCCUCUUCGGCCCGCCGUUAUGGAAGCAGUGGCUCAUUAGAUGAUCAACCGCCAAUGCCGCGUGAUAACGCAGCCGGGGGCGUUCCUGAUCGGGAAGUGACACGAAGAGAUGCCGACAGAACGUUGACCUCGCCUACUUCGACUCCAUCCCCGUCAGCAUCAGCACUUCAAGGACAACCCUCACAAACCGAUAAAUCUACAACCCCGCCGUACUCAACUCCCCCGCCACCUCCUCCACCACCCCCGCCGAAACAAGAUGAUGCAUUGGGAGCUUUGCAGAGAAGCGGCGAACUGGAGCGACGUGCCUCACGCAGAUUCUCGGCUUACCAAAUACAGAAGCAUCUCGGAACAUCCUCCAACGGCGUACCUGUACUACCAACUCAAACAACCCCUAUACCCAAUAGAGGCCGAGAUGUGAGAGAAUCGUUGAGCGCUGUCCGGUUACGGGGUUCGUAUCAUGGUCGGCAAAAAUCAGCAAACCGCCAGGAGUCAUCACCGAAUAGAACAUAUCAGCGUUCUACAUCGGCCAUUCCUGAAGAUGGCGAACCAAGUCGACCGAAGCCGCAAGUCGUUCCCGUUACUGAGUUACCCGCCGGAGACGACAGUCCCAUGUCCAAAACUCCAACAGACAAGCUUCGCUCUGCGGUAGAAAUAGAUGGUCCCGAUAUUUCUACUGCCGAUGGUUCAAUCCUAUUUCCUCAACCUGGUCACGGCCUUCCUCCCGUUAAUGACAUUGAACCCACGAAGACUCAGCCCAUCGAUGUGGUCCCUAGGACUCCCAAGGCUCAAGAACCUCCCAUCACGCUUGGCACUCCCCCUCAAGUCCAGCAGUUUAUACCAGAACAGUCUCCAUCUCCAGGCAAGGAACUCACCUUGUUCUUGCAAUAUAAGAGUAAAAUCAAGAAAUAUGUCAUUCCCGAAGGAUCUACAGGUCUUACAAUCGGGCGGCUUCAGCUCGCAUUUAUCGAGAAAUUCGCAUGGAACACUCAACAAAAUGGUGUUGAUCUUCCCGAAAUAUAUAUCCAGGAUCCCGUUUCUGGAGUGCGACAUGAGCUUGAGGAUUUAAGUGAUGUUAAAGAUCGAUCGGUCCUUGUGCUGAACAUCGAAGUUCUUGACGAAGUAAAACGCCAUUUCGAUGAUGGUAUUGGAAGUAUCCGUCGCCUGAUUGAAGGCGUGAAGAGUACAGUUGACAGCCAGGAGACCGCAAUGCAGCGCGUCUCAGAGAGGCAACUGGAUGCUGCCAAAGAAAUGGCGCGUCUAGCAGUCACGCCACAAAUCACACUCUCACCUAAUGCAGAUACUGCCAGGAAAGUAAAGUCGCCUGUACCUUACGAUGGUAGUCAGGUUGCUGAAAUUGAGAGUCUGCGACGUGACAUUGCUGUUUUGCGUCAAACAUAUUCCAACUUCUCAUCUGAUAUUGCGGCCUCUAUGAGCAAGAUUCGCGCCAAAGCAAGUGGCGUCAAGACAGCUGCAGCUGCAGCAACCACACCAUCAUUUGAAGGUGAUGCGGGACGUGCCCGUAUCAAUUCUGGAAAGAAAGAACUUGGUGAUGAAUCAGAAAGACUUGUUGGUCGGGUUGAUGAUCUUCAAGAUCUUGUUGAAGAUCUCAGAAAGGACGUUGUAUCACGUGGCGUGCGCCCACUUCCUCGUCAGCUGGAGGCUGUCAGUAAAGAUAUCGGCACGGUCACGAAGGAGGUUAAGAAGAUGCAAGACUUCCUCAAACGCGAGAAACCUAUUUGGACAAAGAUUUGGGAAAAGGAACUACAACUUGUUUGUGAGGAGCGUGAUCAACUUACCAUGCAGGAGGACUUGGCUGCCGACCUUGAGGAUGACUUGGAAAAGGCUGCUCAGACAUUUGCCCUUGUUGAGCAAGCUACCCGACAGCAAAACGUGCAAACCCCAGAUGGCGGACCUGUACUGCGCAGUACAUCUCGCAGUCUAGCCAUCGACCAGGGAGUGGACCCCAUGAAGGCAAAGGACGGAGUGCUUGGUGAGGUUCGUGCUCUUCAACCUAACCACGAGUCUCGUCUAGAGGCUAUUGAGCGCGCAGAAAAAGCUCGCCAGAAGGAAUUGGAGUCUCGACGAGUGGGUCUUUUCCAGAAAGAAUUGGGGUCAUUCGUGGAAGAAGGGAAGUUGAAGAAGAGCGGCGGGUUUGAAGAGACGGAGCGCUUGCGUCGGGCGAAGGAUGAGCGUAUUCGCAAGGAAGUAUGGGAACGUCAACAGGCUCGGGCUGCGGCGAUGGAAGACGCGGAAAAGGCAGCGCCUCAAGCAACCUCUCCAGAGGGAGAAAAGCGGCCCGAUGGAUCUCCUGAUGGUGAUUCAGGAACUGCCCAAGAGGACUCUUCAUUAGAACCUGCUGCCGAAACUACAGCAGAAAUCUCGACACCGACCGAACUGGACAACGGUCCAACGGAAGAAACCCCAGCUGAGCCCAAUGUUAUAUAG
This is a messenger RNA of Talaromyces marneffei, 2985 nucleotides long. RefSeq lists its product as uncharacterized. Lineage: Eukaryota; Fungi; Ascomycota; Eurotiomycetes; Eurotiales; Trichocomaceae. Gene Ontology annotation, biological process: establishment of cell polarity. The transcript has 2 exons. The record is from RefSeq and is a predicted model, not a curated record. Gene Ontology annotation, molecular function: cytoskeletal regulatory protein binding. The coding region runs from base 1 to 2985 and encodes 994 amino acids. Gene Ontology annotation, cellular component: cytoplasm; cell tip.